AUGACUCAAAUCAUGUUUGAAACCUUCUCAGUUCCAGCUAUGUAUGUUGCCAUUCAAGCUGUCUUGUCCUUGUAUGCUUCUGGUAGAACUACUGGUAUUGUUUUGGACUCUGGUGAUGGUGUUUCUCACACUGUUCCAAUUUAUGAAGGUUAUGCUUUGCCACACGCUAUUUUGAGAUUGGAUUUGGCUGGUCGUGACUUGACUGAUUACUUGAUGAAGAUUUUGAUGGAAAGAGGUUACUCAUUCAACACAACUGCUGAAAGAGAAAUCGUCAGAGAUAUUAAGGAAAAGCUCUGUUAUAUUGCUUUGGACUUUGAAGCUGAAAUGAAGGUUGCUGCUGAAUCAUCCUCAGUUGAAAAAUCAUACGAAUUGCCAGAUGGUAAUGUUAUCACUGUUGGUAAUGAAAGAUUCAGAUGUCCAGAAGUUUUGUUCCAACCAAACUUUAUUGGUAUGGAAGCUGCUGGUGUUCAUGAAACUACUUUCAAUUCAAUUGGUAAAUGUGAUAUUGAUAUCAGAAAGGAUUUGUACGGUAACGUUGUCUUGUCUGGUGGUACUACCAUGUUCGAAGGUAUUGCUGAAAGAAUGACCAAGGAAUUGACUGCUAUGGCUCCUGCCUCAAUGAAGAUUAAGGUUGUUGCUCCACCAGAAAGAAAGUACUCUGUCUGGAUUGGAGGUUCCAUCUUAGCGAGCCUUUCGACCUUUCAGCAGAUGUGGAUCACAAAGGAAGAAUAUGAGGAUGCCGGUCCAGGUAUCGUUCACAGAAAGUGUUUCUAA
This is a messenger RNA of Naegleria gruberi, 774 nucleotides long. RefSeq lists its product as uncharacterized. The coding region runs from base 1 to 774 and encodes 257 amino acids. Lineage: Eukaryota; Heterolobosea; Eutetramitea; Acrasida; Naegleriidae. The transcript has a single exon. The record is from RefSeq and is a predicted model, not a curated record.